Messenger RNA from Erigeron canadensis, 1956 nucleotides. Its product is annotated as magnesium transporter MRS2-11, chloroplastic. The transcript is spliced from 13 exons. Gene Ontology annotation, biological process: magnesium ion transport; transmembrane transport. NCBI's taxonomy places the organism in Eukaryota, Viridiplantae, Streptophyta, Magnoliopsida, Asterales, Asteraceae. Gene Ontology annotation, cellular component: membrane. The record is from RefSeq and is a predicted model, not a curated record. Gene Ontology annotation, molecular function: magnesium ion transmembrane transporter activity. Bases 132 to 1481 code for a protein of 449 amino acids.
AUCUCACCACAACCACAACAACUCUCAUUCUCAAACAACACAAAAUUUGCCCGCGAAUUCAAUCCUCUUAACCAAAAGGAAAACCAGAUUUAUCUAAUCCAAAUAAUUAAUUAACAUGAGGUUUUAAAAAAAUGGCGAUUUCAUCGUCCUCACAGUUAUUUCAAUUACCACUGCUUCAUCCACCUCAUCUCUCACCUAACAUUCCGGUCACCGGAUACUCAUCCGUCCGGUCAAAAUGUCAGCAUUUCAUCACUCUACGUUACUCCUCCGAUCAUCUCUUUCCGGUUACAUCCACUGCUAGUAAAUUUAAGACGUAUUGUACCAAAUCCACGGAGGAGAUAACUGCGGAGACGUUUAACGAUGAUGAUUAUCGUGAAGAAGAAACUCACCGGAGCUCUGAUGAUGACGUGGAUAAGACGGACGACGGCGGUUCUCGACGCAAUGUUUCGUUAUUGUCUGAUACUUUAAAUUUAGGCAUUCGUGAACCUGUUUAUGAGGUUGUGGAAGUAAGCUCAGGCGGUAAGGUGUCGACCAGAAAAAUUAGUAGACGACAUCUGCUCAAGUCAAGCGGUCUUCGCCCUCGAGACAUCCGGAGUGUUGAUCCUUCACUGUGGUUGACCAACACGAUGCCUUCAUUGCUGGUUCGUGAAAAUGCAAUAUUAUUGAAUCUAGGCUUACUACGGGCGAUUGCAAUGCAAGAUAGUGUGUUUAUAUUUAAUUACAACCGGAGAGCAGGCAAAGCUUUUAUUGACGCGUUAUUACCUCGGUUAAAUCCUAAAAACAUGCAUGGAGGUCCUGUAAUGCCAUUUGAGCUUGAGGUAGUAGAAGCUGCCUUACAUUCACGAAUACAGCGCUUUGAGGAUAAACUUAUGGAUUUAGACCCACGUGUUCAAGGUUUACUUGAAGUUUUGCCAAACCGAUUAACUGCUGACAUAUUGGAGCAGCUUCGCAUUAGCAAACAAACCCUGGUUGAAUUAGGAUCGAAAGCAGGAGCACUCAAACAAAUGUUGCUUGAUAUACUCGAGGAUUCUCAUGAAAUUCGUCGCCUCUGUAUCGUGGGCAGAAAUUGUAUCCUGCGUAGAAACGAUGAUCUGGAAUGUUCUGUGCCGCAAGAAAAGCAGAUUGCUGAGGAAGAAGAGGAAGAAAUUGAAAUGCUGCUUGAAAAUUAUCUUCAAAGAUGUGAAUCAUGUCAUAAUCAAGCCGAAAGGCUUCUUGAGUCAGCAAGAGAAAUGGAAGACUCGAUCUCUGUUAACUUAAGCUCUCGGCGGCUUGAAGUAAGCAGAUUUGAGUUACUUCUUCAGGUUGGGACCUUUUGUGUUGCCGUUGGUGCUCUAGUUGCAGGUAUAUUUGGCAUGAAUCUAAAAUCCUAUCUUGAAGAACAUGUGUUUGCAUUUUGGCUCACAACUGGAGGGAUUGUUUUUGGCGCGGUAAUGGCAUUUUUCCUUAUGUACUCAUACCUCAGAACAAGGAAAAUACUUUAGUUCCCGCGAGUAUCUAAAACACUUUGUACAUCAACCAUAUCCACUUGAUUAUCAUCUUCGACUUGCAAGAAGGAAUAACCCAAUCUCACCUAGUAAUAUGGUAUACUGAUGAGAGAUGAAGACACUAGGAACAUGAGCCUACUUUUUGAGAGGAAUCAGAUUGAGAUGUUUGUUUGGAUAUCCCUUGAAUACAAUAUGAGGGCAUGCAUACAGGUAUUUAACAAGAUGGCACACCUCUCUGGUACAUCCAAAUCAAAGUGUCGCCAACCGUCUGAUUGUCACAACAGGUCAGAUGCUAUUUGUGGAGCUGUGGGUGCAUUUUAUUUGAGGUAUUUCAGAACAUCAAUUGUUAGUACUUAAAAGUACCAUUCAUUAAUCGAGAUUUUAGAUAUCUCAACUAUAACAGAACCUGCUCUCUAGCUAAAGACAGCAGAUACAUUCUUGGUUGUCCAUUAUAAAGUGCUAUUUUUAUCUC